CGAGUCAGCCAAUUAUUUGCCACGAGGAAGGUGGUCCUAAGGAAAAAUGGCGUCUAUUUCGGAACUGUACGAUGUCACUUGGGAAGAGAUGCGAGACAAACUCCGAAAGUGGAGAGAGGAGAAUUACAGAAAUAGUGAGCAGAUUGUGGAUGUUGGUGAGGAACUUAUCAGUGAACAUGCUUCAAAGCUCGGCGAUGACAUUUGGAUAAUUUAUGAGCAGGUGAUGAUUGCAGCGCUGGACUGUAGUCGGGAUGAUUUGGCAUGGAGUUGUCUACAGGAGCUGAAGAGGCAGUUUCCAGACAGUCACAGAGUGAAGCGAUUAGUGGGUAUGCGGCUAGAGGCUCUGGAGAGGUACGAAGACGCCAAUAAGUUGUACGAUUCAGUACUACAAGAUGACCCCACUAAUACAGCAGCAAGGAAGCGCAAGAUCUCCAUUCUGCGAGCGCAGGGCAGGAACACUGAUGCCAUCCGUGAGCUCAACGAAUAUCUGGAGCAGUUUGUGGGAGACCAGGAAGCGUGGCAUGAGCUGUCAGAGCUGUACAUCAACGAACACGAUUAUGCAAAAGCAGCGUUCUGCCUAGAGGAACUGAUGAUGACCAAUCCACACAAUCACCUGUACUGUGAGCAGUAUGCAGAGGUGAAGUACACCCAGGGGGGGAUGGAGAACAUGGAACUAGCCAGGAAGUAUUUUGCGCAGGCACUGAAACUGAACAACAGAAAUAUGAGGGCCUUGUUUGGCCUAUACAUGUCAGCAAGUCACAUAGCUGCAAACACUAAAGUCAGUGCAAAGGUGAAGAAGGACAAUGUGAAGUAUGCUGCUUGGGCUGCCUCUCAAAUCAAUAGAGCCUAUCAGCUUGCUGGUCGUGGGAAGAAGGAGAACAAAUGCUCGAUGAAGGCGGUAGAGGAGAUGUUGGAGUCCAUGCACAUCACCAUGUCCUAAGCCUCAACUCUCUCCUCCUUAUCCUCCGUCACCACAACAGCGUGGCAGCUCUCCCUGCACACUGCAGCACACCACCACCCACAGAGUGGACCACACCGACCGUCCCCGCCUCACUCUCCAACUCGCUUUUGUUCUCCACGCUGAAGAGCAGUCCAGCCGACCAGACCCCCAGUCAUUCUACAUAUUGACUUUAUUUCGCCGUCAGCUCUCCUGAGUACAUGUGUCAAGGGCUGAAGAGACAGUAAAUGAGGAACUACCUGCACAGGUAUGCAUAGAUUACAAAUAUCUGAAGUGUCCGGGCUGGCCAGUAGUGUUUGUUAGCAGAUAGAUGACUUAAGAUCAACAACUAUAAUGUGAAUAGACUUUAGCCGAUAUUUAUAGGACACGCCAUUUUGAUUUAGACUGAAUACUGUGCUCUGUGUGUGCGAUGUCAAUUUUCAUAUGACUGGUGUCUAUUUUGGUCAUGUCUGUUUUAAUUAAAGAAUUUCAGUGUUUUACCAAUA
This is a messenger RNA of Electrophorus electricus (electric eel), 1443 nucleotides long. RefSeq names its product ER membrane protein complex subunit 2 (gene emc2). The record is from RefSeq and is a predicted model, not a curated record. Lineage: Eukaryota; Metazoa; Chordata; Actinopteri; Gymnotiformes; Gymnotidae. Gene Ontology annotation, molecular function: protein binding.